Messenger RNA from Mytilinidion resinicola, 1806 nucleotides. RefSeq lists its product as uncharacterized. The record is from RefSeq and is a predicted model, not a curated record. The transcript is spliced from 4 exons. NCBI's taxonomy places the organism in Eukaryota, Fungi, Ascomycota, Dothideomycetes, Mytilinidiales, Mytilinidiaceae. The coding region runs from base 1 to 1740 and encodes 579 amino acids.
AUGCAGCGCAGUCCAGCGAUUCAGCCUAUCUCCAACACCCUUGUACGGGAAACAGGCAUCGACAAUCUGUUCAAUAGUAUAUUUCGAAGCGCAGACAGUACCGAGCUUCCUCUCGCCACUCUGACCACCAACGGCGAGUCGAUCAAAGGUGUCCUCAAUCGCCUCGUAGCAGAAGAUACCCCCGAGAGCUACAUGUCGUACUUGAUGCUGUCCACGGCAUUCGACUUUACUAGCACCCGAGACACGAUCAAAUUUGUUGAGGUCCAGACAUAUAUCGCGAAAUGGAUGCUUCCCAAGCUAAGCGCAAUCGAACUCACCUACUUCGCUGCCAUCAACGAUUUCAACGACCUCCUGGUUGCAGUGCACACAAAGCUGGAGGACGACGAGGAUGAGACAGUAGUAUUCGGCGAGAUGCUUGUCUUCGUUAUGAAGUUCGGCGCCUACUGGCACAAGCACAACUUCAUGAAUGCGUACCGGAAGUAUAACGGCAUCAACACCAUCUGCGGGAACGUACGCGCGUGGUCUCGCGAGGAGGGUACCGAGGGCGAAGGCAGUGAAGGCCGUGGAGGCGAGGCUGGUACGGGAAACUGCGCACUCAAUCUACAAGAGACAGGCUUCAAGGAAUCUUCUGGGGAUAGCGGAAAUCUGCGUGUGCCCUUUUACCAUUACUUUCAGUAUCUCAAUGAUUUUUGGGAGCCUUCAAGGUCGGUCUUUUCGUACCAUCAGUAUACUCACCAGCCACCGCUUCGCACGGUGGCUGAUAUAUGUCUUGGCGCCUCCCGCGCGUCUACUGCCCAUCUGAUGCGUAAACAAACACUCCGACCUCUCAACCCACACCUCCGCACCUCCGCACCACAACAUCGAAGACCCUCAACGUCCAGCAUUCCUGAUAUGUACUCUCAAAACCACCAGAAGUGCGGCAAUUCUAGGCUUCGAACCGUUGGAGAUUCGCAGCCGCCACAGCAGAUAUGGGAACAGCCAGCAUACUACAUUCACGGCCUUUACGGCAAGAAAGUCAGAUCCCUCGACGGCAUUCGCCAGCACCAUUUUGCGGCUGCUACGCCAAAACCUGCCUCAACUCGCGGAAAAUCCGAGGAUUUGGACAGGGAGGAUAGCUUCCCUAAUGAGGAAGAUUUGAUACCCGGUGUUCUAGAUGAUCUUCUUACUCCCGAGGAGAUGAUGCGACGUCAGUCACGGGUCCAUGUCAACAGUGAACUGCCGAUUCCAGUCCCAGCCGCCAACCAUCCGUCGGACGUCCGUCCAAUCAGCCUCCAAAAUAUACUCCACGUCGUGAAUGAUGCAGAACCUUGCGAUACCCUCAGCCAGCUUCAGGGGUUCUGGCAUAAGAACUGGAGCCUUCAGAACCGCUUAUUCAACCUAAUGGCCGAUUGCGCCUUCGAAUACACCAUCAGCAGACCCCAGGAGAGCGUCGUCGUCGAAGCCGAACUCCGUCACAUGCUCGUCACUCGAAAACUCCCGUCCCAGAGCACCGUCAUCGGCAUCAACAAACUGCGGCUUGCUUUAAUGAUGGUUCUGGAGCGAGAGGUGACGCUGGCGCCUUUACAAAAAAGUACUGUAUAUGGCGAGGUAUUGAUGUUCGUCAUGAGGUUUGGUGCGGACUGGCAGAAGUAUGAGGCUCUGAAGCUCUUCAGGAUUUGGCAUGGGAUUCCUUCGGCGGAUGGGGAUGAUAUCUUUGAUAUGUCUCACCAUCCGGAUGCGCCGUUCGUUGAGGGUUUGUAGGUUACGUGAAUGCGAGACUUCUUGUUUUUAAUGCAUAGGCCACCACGUUGUAAUUAGUAAUUGAAC